UCAGAGGCCGCUGGCCAACGUUUCUUCCUGCGUCAGUAUUUUGUUUUUCCGACGGUUUGCACUUCGUUUUGAGACUGAAAAACCGUUUGCGAGGUUUUUAUUUUGGGCAUCUUGAGAGGCGAAGGACCUGGACAUCGGGACCAUCAUGUCCCCGAGGAAAACGAGACGAGGCCGAGCGAGGGAGGCAGACGAGACCAUCUCCACAACGAUCGACGACUCCCUCGCCCACGUGGAGAGUCCCUCCACGCACUCUCGCUCCCUCCGCGCGCGUCGCCCCAAGAACCCGAAAGAGCCUCCCCCCCAGCUCCCCCCAGCCCCCGAGGACCUCGUCGAGGCCUCGCCCCAGCCCCCGCGUUGUACCCGGCCCCGACGAACGGUCGUCGAGCCCCAGGACCCCAACACCUCCCUGACGACCACUCGCAAGCGGCGCAAGCCCAAGACCUCCGACGAGGAGCCCCCCUCCCCUCCCGGUUCCCCCUCCGCCAAGAGGAACCCCCGAAAGAAGAAGUCAGAGGUCCAAACCCCCCCGGAUUCCCCCCCAGAGGUGCCCCCCAGGCCCGACAAUCCCCCAGACAGUGACGACAACGAAGUGGCGAACGCCUCCUCGAGGAUGCCCCCCAGGUCUGCCCCGACGAACCGCCGGUUCCGUCAGCUCCGGGGGCAGGGGGACUCCCCCAACGACGUGACCCCCGAGAGCUCCCCGAUAACCGUCACCCUGACCCCCCACAGAACGACUAAGACCCCGAGGAAGUCCCCUGUGAACCUGGGCUCCCCGAAGACCCACUCCCUCUCCCCCCGGCGUCACUCCAAGACCCCGAGGAAGCUCUCGGUGGUGGCGGCCUCACCAGCCCCCUCCGACCACUCCUCGACGACGGGGACCCCGAACGAGCCCCGAAGAACCCCGAGGUCACCCCCGAAGCCCGAAAAAUCGAAGAACCGAACGACUUUGCACUCGAAGACCCCGAAGAUCGUCCUCAGGAAGUCGAAGUCGAAGAGUCCCCCCUCUGCACGUGGGUCGAAGGUCAGAGGAUCCUUCAAGAAGUCUCCGACCCCCAAGGGGCCGAAUUCACCACCUGAAAAAUGGAAAUCUGAGGUGGGGGAUUCCCCGAAAAAUGCGGAGGUUCCUGAGGAGAAGUCGGUCCAGGUGCUCCUGCAGAGGAUCUCGCCGCAGGUGUCGCCGCAGGUCCAGCCGUCGCCGAAGUCCCCGAGACUUACGUCUCGUCUCCACAGCCUGGUGAGGUCUGAAUUUCGGUCGUCGACUCCUCGAGAACGAGCCCGGGAGGUCCAGGAGUCCUUGAGUGUCUCAGGGACGUCUCCGUUGAACGUCAGUAAGUUUUACGGGUCCCCCAGGGGCUCCAGGAGCGCCUCGAAGUCGCUUCUCCUGGAGGACGAGUCCAAUCCGAUGGUCAGUGGGGACGACUCCUUCGGGAUCAGUGGGAUCAAGCCUGCGGAGGACGACGGGGAGGAGGGGGGGGACAGGGAGGCGACCAGGAGCAUCCAUAAGGACAGUACUUAUGAGCUGGCGGAGCCCAAGACCCCCAAUCUGAGGAGGCGGGGGAACUUGGGGGAUGGGACGUACGAGCUGGACGAACCCAAGACUCCGGGGCUCCUCAAGAGCAGUAGGAAGAGGAGUCUCGAGGGCGGGGAGUCACCUGGGGAGUCCAAGAGGGUCUGCAGGGUGAGGUUCGCCAGUCCUGGGGGGGCGACCCCCAAGAAGAGCCCGAAGGUGGUGAUGAGGUCCAGAUCGGCGACCCCUAGCUCGAAGCUCCUGAAGAAGCGAAGCCCCCAGGGAGUCGGUACAUUGAGAAGACGCUCAAACUCCCUAUCGACCCUGAUGAAGUCCCCAAGAUCAGUCCUGAAGCCCUCAGGACCCGACGCCAGUGGAAAGUGGAGCCAGAAGGCCCAGAACGAGUCCGUCACUCGUUUGAGCAAGCCUAGACUCUCCAUCAGUCUCAACGACGCCGACAAGAAGAAGAAGGGCACCUCCUCCGCGAAGAAGGUCCCCAACUUCGCUCAGAUACACCAGAAGAAGUUCGAGAAGAUGGAGUCGCUGGUGGACGCCAAGAGGAGGAUCGAGGUGAGGCACAACGCCCUGACCAGCUCCAACAUCGGGAACAUCAAGGGACAGGAGGUGACGACUUCUGGAAAACCCAAGGAGGAAGAGGAGGUCGUGAAGGCCAGGAUUAUGACGGAGCCCAAAGCUGGGUUCAACAGAUUUGGCUUCAGGAUUCAGAAUCAGGCUGGAGCCAAGAAGAACGAGGGGUACAACAGGUUUGGGUUCAAGGUGAGGAAGGAGGAGGCGACGAAAAUCGUGUCCAGACCUAAUGCUGCGAAACUCGAGGAGAGGAAGGAGGUCAAGAGGAUGGCGCUCAAGGGGGUCAGGACUAAUAAACGGUUUGAAUUGUUGAUGAAGUCGAGGAAUAUGAAGUAGGGGUCGACUUAGAUGAUUAAGUGUUUGAAUAUUUUAAGGGAAACAGAAUAUAAAAAGUUUACUUGAAGUGGCAGGGAAGGUGAAGUAAAAUGAAAAUUAAAUCGUCAAUAUCUCCUCGCCCAAUGAUGCAAUUGGGAUCAAUCAGAGCGCUUUUUGAAGGUAUUUCAGGCUUCAAAAUGAAAAAAAAAUUAUUGGGUUCCACUCUGCGGAUCUUGAAUUAUUGAUGAUAAGUUUUACUUCUCUUUUUCCUAAAACGGAUUAAGUAUAUAGUUUUGAUAUAAUAUUCUCGGUUUUUAUGAGGUUUUUAUUUGAUUAUGAAGUAAUUAGGGUUCGAAGGGUCAAGACAUUUUUUAUGGAAAUUCUAUUCCACUCAUUAAUGGGGUAAUUAGUAAAAGUGUGUAAUCACCAAAGAUUUCGAUGCCGUUUUAAAUUCGUUUCUUUAUCAUCAAUUAUCUCGUUAAUGAAUUGCUGCGGGAGAAAAUGUCACAGACCAUUUAUUGUCGGGAAUUUAAUUCCCCACAAAAAAGGUAUUCAGACAUUUUCUCGCGAAAUCACUCGUUUCCGAGAUAAAUCGUCAAUUGCAAAGACCACUUCACUGAUUUUAUUCCUCGAUUGAAUUCUAAAUUCAUAUGUAAUGAAUGAAUUGUACAGUUUUAGGACAGAGGAAUUUAGUUAUUUCUGGGGUAGUUAGGACGAGGGUAGAGUUGGGUAAUGGAUAUCACAUAACGCUGUAUUUUCAUAAUUGCGUGAUUACAUAGUCCAAUGUAUAAUGUAAUUAUUUGGUAAGUUGUUACGACUGUUUGUGAAGGAGUGAAAUGAAUAAACGAUAAUGCCUUGAGAGAA
Messenger RNA from Diachasma alloeum, 3274 nucleotides. RefSeq names its product serine/arginine repetitive matrix protein 1. NCBI's taxonomy places the organism in Eukaryota, Metazoa, Arthropoda, Insecta, Hymenoptera, Braconidae. The record is from RefSeq and is a predicted model, not a curated record. The coding region runs from base 146 to 2431 and encodes 761 amino acids. The transcript is spliced from 3 exons.